Molecule: messenger RNA, 788 nt
Organism: Prosopis cineraria
Lineage: Eukaryota; Viridiplantae; Streptophyta; Magnoliopsida; Fabales; Fabaceae
Product: 50S ribosomal protein L34, chloroplastic-like
Exons: 2
Coding region: 29-508 (159 amino acids)
Biological process (GO): translation
Cellular component (GO): ribosome; mitochondrial large ribosomal subunit
Molecular function (GO): structural constituent of ribosome
Source: RefSeq, a predicted model, not a curated record
CGAGACAGGCCAAAGGCAGAACAAGAUAAUGGCUUCUUCGACAAUGGCGUUAACGCUGUCUCCUUCGGUAACCCGUGGAGGCAUGAGUGCUCGAAGUCCUUCAGCUUCCCUUACAUUCCUUACUGGUUCUUCCAGACACAGGUCGCUGUCCUUGAAUGUUUCCCACAAUUCCUCUGCCUAUCGUUCUUCGCUACUUCACUGCUCCUUCCUCUGCUCUUCUCCGUCUCUCUCUUUCCCCUCUUCUGUUUCCGGCAUAUCACUGGGUCUGGAUUUUAAACCUGAUGUUGGUAAUAGAAGGGGAAAUGGUGGCAGGCUAGUUGUUAGGGCAGGCAAAGCUGCUCUUUGUAUGACCAAGAGGAACAGAUCACGCAAAUCACUGGCACGGACUCAUGGUUUUCGCAGACGGAUGAGGACUACAAGUGGAAGAGCAGUACUUAAGCGCCGACGUGCCAAGGGACGGAAGGUCCUUUGCCCAAAGUCUAAUCCAAAUAGUGGCAAACGUGCUUAAGUUUAUUCUAUUUCAUUAGGUAAAAGCUUUAAUUCCCAUGAACUUAUUUAAAUUCUGAGCCCCCGUUGAACUAUUGGCUUUUGUAAUCUCUAUAUCUCAAGAAAAUUAUCCUUUCUUAUGACCAGAUCUUGUUAAUUGCUUGUUAGUUGUUCCAAAGCCGAUUGCCACCAAUCACCCUUACUGAAAUGACUAAGUCAGUCGUUUUAGGCAAUUAGUUGUGCGUGCAUGAUGUUCCUUAUUAUUGUUCUAUUCGACUCGUAAUCAUUGGUCUUUACUCUUG